Melitaea cinxia (Glanville fritillary) is the source of this 1324-nucleotide messenger RNA. RefSeq names its product cytochrome c1-2, heme protein, mitochondrial (gene Cyt-c1). The coding region runs from base 43 to 969 and encodes 308 amino acids. Gene Ontology annotation, biological process: mitochondrial electron transport, ubiquinol to cytochrome c. The record is from RefSeq and is a predicted model, not a curated record. Gene Ontology annotation, molecular function: electron transfer activity; heme binding. The transcript is spliced from 7 exons. Lineage: Eukaryota; Metazoa; Arthropoda; Insecta; Lepidoptera; Nymphalidae.
AGAUGUCAGUUCGUUCGUCUUUCAUUACGACGUUUUACUAUCAUGGCGGCCGCCGUAGGCAGGAUUUGUGGGGCACGACUUUUGAAAAAUUAUGGGAUAGUUGGAGGCCAGGUCUGUCAGCUGUCCACUGCUGCUAAGGGAUGGACAAAGAACCGAAAAAUGUGGUUAUCCACAUUGGGUGUGGUUGGUGGCGGAAUGGGGGCACUUCUGUUUGCUCUAGAGCAAUCAGUUGAAGCCUCCGACGAUAAGGCUCAUAUUUUUCAUCAGCCUUGGAGCCAUGAUGGCUGGUUCAAAUCAUUAGACCAUGCAAGUGUACGUCGUGGUUAUGAAGUAUAUAAGCAAGUGUGCAAAGCCUGCCACUCUCUGCAAUAUAUUGCCUACCGCAACUUGGUCAAUGUCACUCAUACUGAGGAGGAGGCCAAGGCUGAAGCCGCUGAGGUGAUGGUAAAAGAUGGUCCUGAUGAGGAGGGUAACUACUUUGAGAGGCCGGGAAAACUCUCAGAUUACUUUCCAUCUCCAUACCCGAAUGAGAAUGCAGCCAGAGCUGCAAAUAAUGGUGCAUACCCGCCUGACUUAUCACUGAUAGUAUCAGCUCGCAAGGGCGGAGAAGACUAUAUCUUUGCACUACUGACUGGGUACAUGGAUGCCCCAGCCGGAAUUGUGAUGCGGGAGGGACAGAACUACAAUCCAUACUUCCCAGGUGGUGCCAUUUCUAUGGCUCAAAACCUUUAUGAUGAUGCCGCCGAGUAUAGUGAUGGAACACCAGCAACGGCUUCCCAAUUAGCCAAGGAUGUUGCCACUUUCCUGAGAUGGUGCUCUGAACCCGAACUUGAUGAGCGACGCCUCAUGACCAUUAAGGCUAUCGGCAUAUUUUCAGUACUAGCUGCUGUAGUAUACUACUACAAACGGCACAAGUGGUCCUCACUCAAGUCUAGAAAACUAGCCUUCAAGCCUGUCUCUAAGAAAUAAGACGUAGUAGUUUAAAGCGUAAAGUUUAGACAAAUUUUUUUUUCAAUAGGUGACAUGUUAUUUGUUUACAAUUAAAAUAAUUUAUUUCAUACGAAAUUUUUUUCUUUUCUUAUAUUUUAAAAUCAUGUUCACGCUUUGCUGACUGCGGUUACCAUGAAUGCCUGGCUAAUGUUAGCGAGGUAAUAUUUUAAAUAUUAAUUAUUUAUGUAAUGUUAAAACUUGUAUUUAACGUUUGUCGUGCGGUGAAUGCGGCGCAGUCAAUUCAGUUGAUACAAUUGUAAACUGUGCAAGUGAUGUUCCAUGAGAAUUAAACUUAAUCCGUGUACAGUUCAAUAAAUGAGUUAUUGAAAAUCGA